Molecule: messenger RNA, 2292 nt
Organism: Stylophora pistillata
Lineage: Eukaryota; Metazoa; Cnidaria; Anthozoa; Scleractinia; Pocilloporidae
Product: kynurenine 3-monooxygenase
Biological process (GO): L-tryptophan catabolic process; quinolinate biosynthetic process
Cellular component (GO): mitochondrial outer membrane
Molecular function (GO): kynurenine 3-monooxygenase activity; FAD binding
Source: RefSeq, a predicted model, not a curated record
CAUCAUCUUUGAUGUUUACAACAGCGGAAGACUGGAGAGAGAAAUAAAUAUGUACUCCCCCAAGGAAGCCAAGACCGUAAGCAAUGAAAUUACCAAAAGUAUCGUAAGUAUAUCAAUCAAAACAAAAUUACGUACCAUUGGCUUCGAAGACCGAGGUUGUCGAGUAGCCCUGGAACGAGUAAGAUGGCGGGGAAUCUACUGAAGGACGAAAAAACUACGCCAAGAAAAGUUACUGUUGUUGGAGGGGGAUUGGUGGGAUCAUUAUGCGCAAUUUUUCUCGCUAAACGAGGAUUUCACGUUGACCUGUACGAAGCGCGCCAAGAUCCUCGACUGGUGGAGUUUGUCGGUGGCCGUAGUACAAAUCUUGGUCUGUCCACAAGAGGGAUUGAGGCUUUAAAAGUAGCUGGGGCUCUGGAGUCAAUUUUACCUCUGGGCGUAGCUGUGUAUGGCCGAAAAAUUCAUCCCACGACUGGAGACAUAUCAACUCUAUACUUUGAACAUGGAGAAAAUAUACCAAUGAUGGCAAUGCAAAGAAGGAAAGUUAAUGAAAAACUUCUUUCUGCUGCAGAGACCUAUCCUAAUGUGCACUUGCACUUCAAACACAAGUUGGUGUCUACAAACUUGGAGACAGGGCAUCUGGUUCUUUCAUGCCCUGAUGGUAAGACUGUAGAUGUAGAUGCACAGCUGGUCAUUGGUGCAGAUGGAGCUCAUUCAACCGUAAGAAGUGAGAUGAUGAAGAGGCCAAGAUUUGACUUUAGCCAAGAAUACAUUUCACACGGUUACAAAGAACUUCAACUUCUGCCAAACAAGAAUGGAGAAUAUGCUUUUGUAGAAGAUUAUCUCCAUAUUUGGCCUCGGGAUGGGUUUAUGCUAAUUGCUAUUCCUAACAAGGAUCCAUCUUUUACAUGUACUCUCUUUAUGCCAUAUGAAAAUUUUGAAACUUUGGAGACGAAGGAAGAUUUUCUGAGUUUCUUCAAUGCGGUUUUUCCUGACUUUGUACAGCUGAUGGGGGAAGAAAGAAUUUUGGAAGAUUUCUUUAAAAAUCCCGUGUGGCAUACAGUUUCAGUAAAGUGUAAACCCUACCACUUCUCAGACAAGGUGCUCAUUAUAGGUGACGCAGCCCAUGCCAUGGUGCCAUUCUUUGGACAAGGAAUGAACAGUAGUGACCUGCCAGGGGGGAGGUUUAACCUAAUGUUACAUUUUCUUUUAUAUUUCCAGUUGAGAUCGUUGGUCAAUUCAUUUUGGUUCCUUCUGGAGAGAAAAGCGAUGUAUGCAUUAAACAGGUUGAUGCCCAAAACUUUCAUUCCGCUGCAUACCAUGGUUACCUAUACACACAUACCUUUUCACGAAGUAGUAGAGAGAAAUCAGUGGCAAGAAAAGAUGGUGCGCGUUCUUCUUUUGAUGGGCUCGUUAACCGGUUUAGCUGGACUUAUGGUGAUUUUAAAGACUUGGAGGUUUCGAAUAAGCUGAAAAGAAAAUGAAGCAUUACGCGAUACAUUGCAUCUGUUGAAACCGGGGACCUAUAGACAAAGUAAAGUUUUAAGAACUUUCUGUAAUAUGCGACAGAACCGUCGUAGCUUUAUAAGUUCAUCGUGGUCUUUUUUCGGGCGAGUGUCACCCCUCUUCUUGCAUGUGGCUCACCUUCCACGCUCGCGUCGCGUGUAUUCCCCGCUUGCCUCGCGUGUGUUCCCGCUCGCGUGUACUUUGCCCGUAUAGAUUAAAGAUUGAAAUUCUUUUGCUUACUUUUGGGUUUCAUUUACUCUCUAAAUCAGCCAACGACGUAGUUAUAACUUGGUGCAGCAUAUACUUCCAUUGCGUACCCUUACAACGCACAAGCAGACAAAGACUUAAAGAGCAAAGGUUUGAAUUUGAAAUGUCGUUGAACACUAUCGGUCUACGAACAAAAUGAGAUUUAAUGGUUUUGUACUUGACCUUUAAUUGGCUGGAUUCGAUUCAGGUGUUGUGUGCUCGACACUUGAUUGGUGAAUCGGAUUCAGGAGUGCCAUCUGAUUGGUUUUCAUUGCCUGGAUUGUCUCAAUUCAGGCCUGAAAUCUUAUUGGUUUUCACUGUCUGGGUGGCUCCAAGGUUGUUUAAUUAGUUUUAGGUAAUUAACUACAUUAUCACAGGGAACCACGUCAUUAAUGGUUUUUUUUCUUUUGUUUUGUUCUUUAUUUUGUUCGUUGUUUUUUGAGUUAUUUGUUUGCUUUUGUCUUGGUAAUCGAAAGAGCUGAAUUUCAGCAAAAUGUCUACCAAGUGAAUCUUGUUUGGAAAAUAAAAACCAUGAAGGCGGCA